Molecule: messenger RNA, 2795 nt
Organism: Osmia bicornis bicornis
Lineage: Eukaryota; Metazoa; Arthropoda; Insecta; Hymenoptera; Megachilidae
Gene: Tom70
Product: mitochondrial import receptor subunit TOM70
Exons: 8
Coding region: 150-1895 (581 amino acids)
Biological process (GO): RNA processing
Molecular function (GO): protein binding
Source: RefSeq, a predicted model, not a curated record
UUCGGACGGCGGUGGAAAUGCGUACUAAAUAAUUUGCUUCUGACUUUACACUAGUUUUCACUGCCCGUUUUCCUACCAUUGAGAUUUAAAGAAGAACGUAAAAUCAAGGUAGCCUGUAACAUUUCGAAACAGUAAAGAAUUAGUGAAAAAUGACGGGUGCAAGUGGCGCGAGUAGCGUGACCAGUAGCCCGCUACCAAAAUGGCAACUGGCUUUGGCUGUUGCAGCGCCGGUUGCUUUAGGGCUCGGAUAUAUGUAUUAUAAAAACAAUACUAACAAUAAGCCAUCCUCAAAAUCAAAUCGUGGUAAAUCAAAGGGUAGCUCAAAGGAAAAUGGCACACCAGCCACUGACAAACAAAUUUCAAUUGACAUCGAUUACCCACCAAAAAGUACAUCUGAACCUGAGACUCUAUUGGAGAAAGCUCAAAAAUACAAAAAUGAAGGAAACGAACAGUUUAAAAAAGGAAAGUUCGACGAAGCAAUAACACAAUACAAUCUUGCAAUUGAAAUAUGUCCUAAGGAAAAUACAGAAGUUCUUGCUACUUUUUAUCAAAAUAGAGCUGCUGCUUAUGAACAAUUGAAAAAGUAUAGUGCUGUCAAAGCAGAUUGUACAAAAGCCUUAGAAUUAAAACCAAAGUAUGCAAAAGCAUUAUUACGUAGGGCAAGGGCAAUGGAACACUGUAAUGAUUUAGAGUCAGCUUUGGAAGAUGUUACUGCUGCAUGUAUUUUGGAAAAUUUUUCUAAUCAAACAACAAUUUUAAUGGCAGAUAGAGUUUUAAAGCAAUUAGGUAGACAACAUGCAAUGGAACAUUUGGCAAACAAAAAAUUAAUAAUGCCUAGCAAAUAUUUUAUUAAAACAUAUAUUAGUACUUUCCCUAAAGAUCCUGUUUUUGUAAGCCUUCAAAAUGCCAAUGAUGGUAAUAUUUCUCAGGGUCUUCUAAAAGUUUUAGAAUCUGUGAAAGAACAAAAUUAUGAUGAUGUAAUACCCUUAUGCAAUGAAGAACUUGACAGUUCUGAACCAAAUACACUGUUACACAGAAUGGAAGUAUUACUCACAAGAGCCACAUUUUACCUUUUAUUAGGACAGCAUGAUGCUGCAAUUGAAGAUCUUGGAACUAUUAUAGAUAACGAUUCUGUUUCAAAUGGUGUGAAAGUAAAUGCUUUGAUAAAAAGGGCUACUUUAUUUAUGCAACUGGAAAAUCCAGAAAAAAGUUUUUGUGAUUUUAAAAUGGCUGCUGAGCUUGAUCCCGAGUGUGGUGACAUUUAUCAUCAUAGAGGCCAGGUAAACUUACUUAUGGAAAACAUAGAUGAAGCCAGGGAAGAUUUUAGAAAAGCUGUUGAAUUUAAUCCCAACUUUGGAGUAGCAUUUGUACAGAAGUGCUAUGCAGAUUAUCGUUAUGGUAUAGUAAAAAGGGAUAUGGAAGUAAUAAGAGAAGCUAUGAAAGGUUUUGAACAAGCAGUUGAGAAAUUUCCAGACUGUCCCGAAUGUUAUACUUUGUAUGCACAGAUGUUGUCGGAAACACAAGAUUAUCAGAAAGCAGAUAGGUACUUUGCUAAAGCAAUUGAAAAAGAUCCAACUAAUGCAACAGUCCAUGUGCACAGAGGUUUAUUACAGUUACAAUGGAAUGCUGAUGUUGAUAAAGCUGUUGAAUAUAUCAAUAAAGCAUUGUUAUUAGAUGACAAAUGUGAAUAUGGAUAUGAAACAUUAGGAACAAUUGAAGUUCAAAGAGGAAAUUUAACAGAAGCAAUAAAAUUAUUUGACAAGGCCUUAGCAUUAGGUCGCACAGCCAUGGAGCUUACACAUAUUUUCAGUCUGAGAGAUGCUGCAAAAACGCAACUUACAAUAAAAGAUAAACUAGGUUCCAGUAUAAUGUUUAAUUUCCAAAAUGUUUCAUAAGCUUUUUUUUGUAUAAAACAACACUGAUCGGGAUCGAAAUUUAAAAUAAAUAAUACACAUGGUUACCAGAAUUAAAGAAUGAAGUUUCGUGUCUAUGGUAUGAUCCGUAAAUAUAGUUUUAUACGCGAGUUCAGUAAAAUUUUUGCAGUAAUACAUCGAUUCUUUUUACAAAUACCAUACACUUGUAUCUGCUGUUGUUUUUUCUGUAGAAAUUUAAAGUAAAAUAUUAAAAAUCCAUCAUAGUUACUUUUUAACUACAUUAUUUUUUAGUAGUUUUUCAACUGUAAGUUCCUACGAACUCUAUUUUUGAAAAUUGCAUUUAUAAAACAUCUAUUUUAGCGUUUUCGUUAGAUAUAAGACUACAAAGACAUGAUGCCUACUACCACUUCAAUUGUUGAUUAUUUAAACUUUUAUAAAAUUUUCGUUUACAAGAUCUGUUAUUCACUUGUAUUUUGUGAAAUAUCAUAUUAAAUAUUCUUAGAACAUAUAAGCGUACUAAAGGUUGUACGCUUAUACAAUACUUAAAAUAUUGUAUACACAUACAUGUUGCUUAUUGAAACAAAAUUGUUAAAAAACAAAAAAUAAAUGAAUAAUUAAUUUGUAAUAGUUUACUAAAAAUUGUAGUUACGAAUCUAAAACUGUAUUUUACAUUAUUUUGUACAUAUAUCUUUUAAUCAAAUCAUGUAAAAUUUGAGAUAUCAAAUUAUAAUAUGGCUUACAAACUAGAAAGGAACAUAUUCAUUUCCUGGGAAUAGUACAAUAAAACAGUACCUACAUUGUUCAUAAUGCUCAGUGGCUGUAUAAUGACACUAUGAAUAUAAAAUACGAAAACACGUGCGUAUUUGAAAAUUGUUGUACAGAGAAAUUUGAUAGAUAAUAUAUUAUUUCAUUACGAAACAA